Molecule: messenger RNA, 1241 nt
Organism: Triticum dicoccoides
Lineage: Eukaryota; Viridiplantae; Streptophyta; Magnoliopsida; Poales; Poaceae
Product: ferritin-1, chloroplastic-like
Exons: 8
Coding region: 79-840 (253 amino acids)
Biological process (GO): iron ion transport; intracellular iron ion homeostasis
Cellular component (GO): cytoplasm
Molecular function (GO): ferrous iron binding; ferric iron binding
Source: RefSeq, a predicted model, not a curated record
CAUCUCCUCCUUCUCCACUUUGGUCUUCCACGCCCACUUCCAGUUCCCCACACUCGCCUCCAUCUUCUUCUCUUCGAGAUGCUUCUUAGGAUUGCGUCGUCUCCGGCCGCCGUCGCCGCGGCUAGCCAGCUCUCUGCGUCAAGCCCGGCCCACGGUUAUGCGAGGCUGCCGCCGUUAGCGAAAGUGUCGUCGACGGCGUGCAGGGCCGCGGGGAAGGGGAAAAAAGAGGAGGUACUCCUCAGCGGUGUGAUGUUCCAGCCGUUCGAGGAGCUCAAGGGGGAGCUUUCGCUCGUGCCGCAGGCCGAGGGCCAGUCGCUCGCCAGGCAAAAGUUCGUCGACGAAUGCGAGGCCGCCAUCAACGAGCAGAUCAAUGUGGAGUACAAUGCCUCGUACGCGUACCACUCCCUCUACGCCUACUUCGACCGGGACAAUGUUGCUCUCAAGGGCUUUGCCAAGUUCUUUAGGGAAUCGAGCGACGAGGAGAGGGAACACGCGGAGAUGCUUAUGGAGUACCAGAACAGACGUGGAGGGCGGGUGAGGCUCCAGUCUAUCGUGACCCCAUUGACAGAGUUCGACCACUCUGAGAAAGGGGAUGCUCUGUAUGCAAUGGAGUUGGCUCUAGCUCUUGAAAAGCUCGUGAAUGAGAAGCUGCACAACCUGCACUCUGUGGCAACAAGGUGCAACGAUCCUCAGCUGAGUGACUUUGUUGAGAGUCAAUUUCUUCAGGAGCAGGUUGUCGCCGUGAAGAAGAUCUCCGAGUACGUGACGCAGCUUAGGAGAAUCGGCAAAGGGCACGGGGUGUGGCACUUUGAUCGGAUGCUGCUCGAAGAAGAGGCCUAGAGAUCAGGCCAUGAAUAUGCAUUGCUGCUCAGGGGAAGAUGCAUGUAGGUCACAACUCACAACUGUCAAGUAGUGGAUCAGCCAACCACUGUGGAUGUGUUUCUUGGGUUUUUCAGUGGGUUUAUUGAGUCGUAUGUAAGGUGUUUGCGUCCUCCAAAAGAACAUGGCGCACUGAAAGUACUUCCUCCGUUCCAAACUACUCGUCGCAGAAAUGGAUGUAUUUAGAACUAAAAUACAUCUAGAUACACCCAUACCUGCGACAAGUAAUUCGGAAUGGAGGGAGUAGUAAGUAGUAGAACAUGUGAACUAUGUUACUUCUGUGCAUGUGCUGCCAGUGGAUACAUUUGAAAUUCGCAAUAAAGCCAGGACUAUAUGUAGGGUCUUGGGUAAUUCUAGUCUGA